GUCGAUGUCUAUUGGGGAGUUAGCGACGUGGCGCUACUGCUGCUUAUCGUUUUGGUGGUGUUCGGAAACGGUGUAGUCAUCCUGGCCGUGCUCAUUGAUCGGAAGCUAAAGACCGUGACGACGAACAAAUUCAUUGCCAGCUUAGCCGUCAGCGAUCUACUGGUCGGAUUGGUCGUCAUGCCGUUGUCGCUCUAUUACAAGAUCCACAACGACGAAUGGACGUUGGGCUACACAUGGUGUCAGUUCCAUCUCGUUUCGGGCGUUUUUUCCACCACUGCCAGUAUUGUACAUCUAGUGGCGAUCAGCUUAGAUCGAUAUUUUGCCAUUAUGUUCCCGACUGAAUAUCAACGGCACAGCGUCUCCACGUCAACAUGCCCGUACCUGGUAAUGAUAUGGCUUAUGGCGUUAGCGGUCAGUUCGACGUUGUUCAUGGAACAAAAACAGCUUUCCACCUCCAUUUGUUGGAUUGACAAUCCGCAAUAUAUU
Molecule: messenger RNA, 486 nt
Organism: Ostertagia ostertagi
Lineage: Eukaryota; Metazoa; Nematoda; Chromadorea; Rhabditida; Trichostrongylidae
Source: the annotation of a GenBank genome assembly